AUGAUGGACAGUCUCCUUAUGAAACAAAAGAAAUUCCUGUACCACUUCAAGAACUUGCGAUGGGCCAAAGGUCGUCAUGAAACAUACCUUUGCUAUGUGGUGAAAAGGCAGAACAGUGCCACAUCUUGCUCCCUUGAUUUUGGAUAUCUGCGAAAUAAGUCCGGUUGCCAUGUUGAAGUUCUCUUCCUGCGAUACAUUUCUACCUGGGAUCUGGACCCAAGACACUGCUAUCGGAUCACCUGGUUCACUUCCUGGAGCCCUUGUUAUGACUGUGCCCGGCAUGUGGCUGACUUCUUGUGUGCAUAUCCUAACCUAACGCUGCGCAUUUUUGCUGCCCGGUUGUAUUUCUGCGAGGAACGCAAUGCUGAGCCUGAAGGGCUACGGCGUCUCCACCGGGCAGGAGCUCAGAUUGCCAUCAUGACCUACAAAGAUUACUUUUACUGCUGGAGUACCUUCGUUGAGAACCGCAAGACAACCUUCAAGGCUUGGGAAGGGCUUCACGAGAAUUCGGUGCGUCUUGCUAGAAAGCUGCGCCGUAUCCUUUUGCCACUUUACGAAGUUGAUGAUCUGCGAGAUGCCUUCCGGAUGCUUGGACUUUAAGAUGCUGAGAUGGUGGGUGACAUGGGGAAAAGUGUCCAGUCUCCAGUCAGCAAUGGUCAGGGCUCUUUGUCCCACUUUUUCCUUUGUGACUUCUGUGAGUGUUGGCAUUCUGAGCAAAUUUGUCUUUCUGGGGACGAAAAUGAGAAAGACUCUCUGAGAUUAUGUGCAUUUUUUUGCAUACAAGGGCUUGUGUCCUGCUCCUUUUUGGAGGAAAGUAAAGUCAGUGAAAUCAUGGGAUCCUCUUGAUACCUGUUAGUGAGGGCAGCUAGA
This is a messenger RNA of Sceloporus undulatus (fence lizard), 870 nucleotides long. Its product is annotated as single-stranded DNA cytosine deaminase. The transcript is spliced from 5 exons. The record is from RefSeq and is a predicted model, not a curated record. The coding region runs from base 1 to 600 and encodes 199 amino acids. Gene Ontology annotation, molecular function: RNA binding; cytidine deaminase activity; zinc ion binding. Gene Ontology annotation, biological process: defense response to virus; negative regulation of single stranded viral RNA replication via double stranded DNA intermediate; DNA cytosine deamination. Gene Ontology annotation, cellular component: cytoplasm; nucleus; P-body. Lineage: Eukaryota; Metazoa; Chordata; Lepidosauria; Squamata; Phrynosomatidae.